AUGUUUGAAAGUUCAGUUGAUUCAGAAUUUAAAGGUCCAGUUCCUCCCUUAUUGAGUAGCAGAGUUAGAUUUUAAGAGGGAGACUUUUAACCAAAUAGCUCUUUCAGUAUAAACUAAGCCACACCAGCACCUAUUGUACGAUAAAAAACUAUUGGAGUAAAGAGAUCUGAAUAUUAAUCAGUUUAUGACAAUGAAGAUAUUCAAUAUGGAUCGAAGCCUUAAUUUCUUAAAUUAAUUAUUGCUAAGAGAUUGCAGAAUAACUUUAUAAAUAAUUUAUGGAAUAGAUCGUAUUUGAGAAAAUUGCAUUAAUUAAGUUCAUUUUAAAUUUAAUAAUUGGAUGAUCUUCAGAUUUUAAAUGAUGGUAAUGAAUCAAAAUAAAGUACUACAUUUUGGAGAUUAGUAGAUGUAUUUACUCCUUAUAGCAAAUUUAUAGCUUAUUGGGAUGCAUUUUAAAUACUUACAUAUCUUUUAAUAUUUUUUUGGUUGCCUUAUAAAAUAUCAUUCGAAAUUUAUCAUAUUAGUGAAUUAUUUUCGGAAACUAAAAAUGGAGUUAUUGAAUAUUUAUUAAUGAUUAUUUUAGCUUUGGAUAUUGGGGUAGGAAUUAAUUUAGCUUUUAUAGAAAAAGGAUAAAUAAUAAAGGAUAGAAGAAGAAUAAUUAUUAAUUAUUUCAAUAAAAAUGCAUUUGUCGAUUUAGUAAAUAUUUAUGUAUAUUUAUGUGGUUUCAUUUUUUACUGUGACUGUCCUAUUCUUUGUUCCUAAUUUAAGUUCAAAAGAGCAAACGAUGAUAUUAAUUCAAACAAUUCUGUGUAUAAUAUUUUAUAUAUUGAGAAUUACAAAAAUAAAUAAGAUUCUAGCUUAAAUUUAAGAGUAGAAAUUUGUAACAUAAUUUUAGAUUUUUUAAUUUAAGUGGUAAUUUAAAUGAUUUAGUUGGUCUAUUUAAAGUUCUAAUGGUUAUUUUAAGUGUUGUACAUAUAUGUGGUUGUAUAUGGCAUGGGAUUGCGCAUUAUAAUAAUGCUUUUACUUGGUUGGAUGCUUAUGAUUUAAGAGAUAAAUCAAAUCCAUCUAAAUAUAAUGUUGCAAUAUAUUGGGCAACAAUGACAAUGACAACUGUAGGAUAUGGAGAUAUCACAGCUAAAAAUAAUUUAGAAUUACUUAUUAAUAACUUAACUAUGUUUAUAGGAUCAAUUGUAUUUGCAUACUCAGUUAAUAGUAUUGGAAUAUUCGUAUCAAAUAUGUAUAAAGGUACUAUUGAAUAUAGUAGAACUGUUAAUCUUAUAAAUACUUAUAUGAAUAAAAAUAAAAUUUAAUUUGAUUUAUAAACUAAAAUAAGAAGUUAUUUGGAAUAUAUUUGGUAAGAGGAAUAAGAAAUGAAUGAUGAUGAAGUUGGAUCAAUUGUUAAUAAACUAAGUAAACAUUUACAAGAUGAAUUAUAAUAUUAAUUAAGGGGUAAUAUUUUAAAGAAUUGCAAAAUAAUUAUGAAAUUGUUUUCUGAAACAUUUGUAAAGAAUUUACUUCAUUAUAUGGAAGAAUAAUCAUAUUCUCCAGAAGAAAGAAUAAUCACUGUAAAUUAUUUAUAUUUAAUAUUAAGAUAAAUGAAAUAGAUGAUUGUUCACUUUACAUUAUUACAAAAGGAGAAGUAGAAUUAAUAUUUGAAAGAAAUUAAAUAAAAGAGAAAGUAAAAAGAAAUACAUUUCAGAAUUAUAAUUAAUUUGAUUGUUUUGGAGAAUUAGCAUUUUUUACAGGAAAUCCUAGAACAGCUACAGCUAUAUCAAAAGGAUUUACUAGAGUAUUUAAAAUAUAAAGAGAAAAAUUCUUGAAUUUAAUAUAAUCAUUUCCAGACGAUUAUGAAAAGUUUUGUGAUAUUAGAGAUAGAAUUUAAAAUGGAGAGUAUGGAGCAUUAUAUUUAAAUUGUUUUAGUUGUUAAAGCAAUAAUCAUUUAAUAUAGAAUUGUCAUUAUUUACAUUUUUGUGCUGAUAAAGAGAAAAUAAUAAAAAAAGAAUAUUUUCCAUCAAAUUAAUUGAGAGAUUAAAGAUAUUCUAGAAAAAUUAUUGGAAAGAAUCAUUCUUGGAUUAAUUUUUAGAUAAAUUUGAUUCGCUGUUAAGAUUAUUUAAAUGAUGUUUAAAUAAAAUAUUAAGAAGAAGUUGAUUCUCAUACUUUACCUAUGAAUGAUGCAUAUGAAGAAGAUGAAGAUGAAAUGGAAUAAGGUAAAUAUCUUAAUUAAUAUUAUAAAGUUGAAAUAAAAUCAUAUAUUAAUUAAAAAAGUGGUUCUAUUACAAAUCUAUAAAAUGUAGUUGAAGAUGAUGGAUAAAAGAUAGCAACAUUAAAUUAUUUAAGAAAAUCUAAUUAACCAAAAUCAACAAUAUAAACAGCAGGAUUUGGUGGAAUAGGCGGAAUAGGUGGUUUAACUAAAGAUUGUAAUAGAAUAUAUUAUAUAAUUAAGCAUAUAAAGAUGAUAAUGUAAAUUCAGAUAAUUCCUCUGAAAAUUAAGAUUAAUUCGUAGUAUCUAUUCCAAGACCAUCAACUACUUUACUACAUUAAACAUCUGCCUAAACUUCUAUUUCUUUAGCUAAAACUUAAUUUAAAAAAUAAUUAUCAAGAAGUGCAUCUAAUGAUGAUCAUAAUAUUCAUCUACAUAGAAUGUCUAUUGAUUAAAAAUAAUUACCAUAAAAAUCUGAUUUAGAAAUCAAAAAUAUCCCUAAUAAUAAUAACAAUCCAAGAGCUUAGAUUAAAAGAACUACUACAAAUAAUAAUUAAACACUUAUUACUGAUAAUAAUACCAUUAUAAAUUAACAUUAUAGUGUUCAAACUAUUGCUCCUAUGUUACCUGGCUUUGAUAAAAUGCAUAUUUUUAUGAUCUAUCAAACAUAAAAUAAUUAUGAUUAAGUUAUCAAAAGGUUUCAAUUAUUUUAUUUUUAGAUAUGCUAAAAUUUAAAGAUUUUUUGGAAAAAAAAGAAUAUUUCCUGAAAAUUCUCUCUAUUCAUUCUUUUUUUCUGCAAUCAAAAAAGGCUGGAAAUUAAGAAGACUUGGAGACAAUAAUAGAUUUGCUAAAACUCCCGUAAUGACAAGGAGUCUUAGAAAAAUUCCAAAACCUUAUUAAAGCAUUAAUAGAUAAAGAAGUAAUUUUUUCAAAGAAGUUAAUUGA
This is a messenger RNA of Paramecium sonneborni, 3142 nucleotides long. NCBI's taxonomy places the organism in Eukaryota, Ciliophora, Oligohymenophorea, Peniculida, Parameciidae. The record is from the annotation of a GenBank genome assembly.